Messenger RNA from Sander lucioperca (pikeperch), 10457 nucleotides. RefSeq names its product insulin-like growth factor 1a receptor (gene igf1ra). Gene Ontology annotation, molecular function: ATP binding; insulin receptor activity; phosphatidylinositol 3-kinase binding. Gene Ontology annotation, biological process: glucose homeostasis; multicellular organism development; positive regulation of kinase activity. NCBI's taxonomy places the organism in Eukaryota, Metazoa, Chordata, Actinopteri, Perciformes, Percidae. Gene Ontology annotation, cellular component: membrane; axon; insulin receptor complex. The record is from RefSeq and is a predicted model, not a curated record. Bases 1022 to 5275 code for a protein of 1417 amino acids. The transcript has 21 exons.
CUCCCGGCCACCUUAUGCGUAGCACUAGUGUUUCUGUGUGAGAGAAGCCGACUCUUGUUUACAGCAGAGAUUCCACGGAGCAGCGGAGACCCACAGCCUACGUUAACCGAGGGCGAACCGUAGGAUUUCAGCCUCUGGAUAUAUACACGCAACGUGUUUUCUCCCUUUUAUGAGGAUAAAGACAAAACACGAAACACUCGCAAAGGGCAACUCCUUGUGGACACAUCCCUCCCACCCUAGCCGAGGUCGUCUAGCUGGAGACCCAUUCUCUUGCGUGGCACAAGUCUGGUAUUUUCUUUCAGCUGCAAAUCCCGACAGACGACAGAGAUAAGUCCGACCCGAGGAGCUGGGAAAUUGGUUUAAAAAGCGACUUCUCACCGCGGGCCAGGACUGCUUGGUGGGGAUCGAGAACCUGUGCGGGUUGAAUGGCAUAAGCAAAAUAAGGUUUUUCAUUCAUUUUUCAACCUCGCAGCCACCACCCCUGUGUAUCUGGACGUGUUUUCUGCCCCACUCCUCCACAGGCAUUCACACGGGGAUUCUUGUGAGCAACACUGGCGUUAAUUUAUUAUGAUGGUGAAGGCUUCUAAUAACACUAUUUAGUCUGAUGUUUUUUUUAUAUUGUUAUUACCAGGCCUGAUCGCACUGUACGCGCACUGCUGUUUUCAAGAGAUGGAGACUGAAGAUGGGGAUUACCAUCAUUUAUCCAGUAAAAUCGCUGGCUUGUGUGCCAUACCAGCCGACGUCAAAGUAUCCUGUGAUUGGCAAAAAUAGCAGACUGUUAUAAUUUUUUCUUCAAAGGAAUUCCCUGUUAUAACGAUUUGUACACAUUUAUUUAUAUAUAUAUUUUUUAGAGCAAAUCCUGGAAGCCACGCAGGCUACAGAGUAGCGUUUUUUUGGGCUACAGACACAUUCAUUCACCCCUCCCCUAUUUUCAUAUUCUUCUAUGAGGAGCUGGUGUGUGAAACCUUCAUAAUUUUAUUUCAAUUUUAUCCCUGCCUUAAGGGUUUUUCAGAGGUGAAUAAUGUUAAGGAACAUGAGAUCUGGCACACGGAUGGGUAGCCCGACCUUGUUUUGGGGUCUGAUGCUGUCUGUCUCUACUAUCUGCAUCUGGUCCACACAUGGAGAGAUCUGUGGUCCGAGUAUCGACAUCCGAAAUGAGAUUGGCGAGUUCAAGCGGCUGGAAAACUGUACGGUGGUGGAGGGCUACCUGCAGAUCCUCCUCAUCACCGACAAGACCAACAACUUCCACCAGGAGGCCUUCCGCUCCCUCAGCUUCCCAAAGCUGACCGUCAUCACCGACUACCUGCUGCUGUUUCGCGUCUCGGGCCUGGACAGCCUCAGCAUGCUCUUCCCUAACCUGAGUGUCAUCCGGGGGCGCAAUCUCUUCUACAACUACGCCCUUGUGAUCUACGAGAUGACCAGCCUGAAGGACAUCGGCCUGUACAACCUGAGGAACAUCACCCGCGGAGCCGUGCGGAUUGAAAAGAACCCUGAGCUCUGCUACCUGGACUCGGUAGACUGGUCUCUUAUUAUGGAUGCUGGAACCAACAACGUUAUCAAUGGGAAUAAGAAGCCAAAGGAGUGUGACAAUGUCUGCCCAGGAAUCAUGGAGGAUAACCCUCUUUGUCAGCGGACGUUGUUAAAAGACAAGUACAACUACCGCUGUUGGACCUCCAACCAGUGCCAGAAAGUAUGCCCAGAACACUGCAAGUUUUCCUGUACAGACAAGGGAGAGUGUUGCCACAGCCAGUGCCUGGGAAGCUGUACUGAACCCAACAACGACAUGGCCUGCUCCGGCUGCCUCCACUACUACCACGAGGGUCACUGUGUGCCAGACUGUCCCCCAGACACUUACAAGUUCGAGGGCUGGCGCUGCAUCACCAUGGACCUGUGCUCCCAAGUGCACCUGCCCGGCGACACUCACUUUGUCAUCCACGGGGGAGAAUGUAUGCCCGACUGCCCCUCUGGCUUCACACGCAACGAGACUAAUCGUAUGUUAUGCAAUGCCUGCAAUGGCCCGUGUGAUAAGCCCUGCACAACCUCUGUCAUCGACUCUGUUAAUGCUGCCCAGUCCCUGAAGGACUGCACUGUCAUCGAAGGCAACCUGGACAUCAACAUCCGCCGUGGAAAUAACAUAGCAUCUGAGCUGGAGAGCUUCAUGGGAUUGAUUCAGAAAGUGACGGGCUAUGUAAAGAUUCGACACUCCCACGCACUUGGCUCACUGUCCUUCCUCAAAAGCCUGCGUUACAUCAAUGGGCAGGAACUCAUCGACAACAUGUAUUCGUUCUCUGCCAUCAACAACCAGCACCUGCAAUACCUGUGGGACUGGAGUCAGCAUAACCUGACUAUUGGGAAUGGACGUCUCUUCUUCCGUCAAAACCCCAAACUCUGCAUGUCUGAGAUCCACAAGAUGUGGGAGAAGACGGGCAUUGCUGUGAAGCCAGAGGAGGGAGAUUUCCGUAACAACGGUGAAAGAGCCAGCUGUGAAAGCCAUAUCUUGAAGUUCAAGUCUAACAUAACAUCAAGUUAUACGAUCAGGCUGACAUGGGAGCGCUACCGGCCGCCGGACUACAGAGACCUUAUCAGCUUCAUAGUCUACUACAAGGAGUCCCCUUUCCAGAACAUCACAGAGUUUGACGGGCAGGAUGGCUGUGGCUCAAACAGCUGGCACAUGGUGGAUGUUGAUUUCCCUCGGGAUAAAAACAAUGACCCAAACAUCAGUCUUCAACACCUCAAGCCCUGGACCCAGUAUGCUAUUUUUGUGAAGGCCAUUACCCUGCAGGUGGAGGACAAACACAUUACCGGAGCAAAGAGUGAUAUAAUCUACAUUCGCACACGCCCAUCGCUGCCAUCUAUGCCCAAAGAUGCCCGUGCAUAUGCCAACUCUUCAACCAGGCUCAUGGUGAAGUGGUCACCUCCAGCCUUUCCCAACGGCAAUCUGACCUACUACCUGGUCCGCUGGCAGCAGCAGCCUGAGGACAGGGAGCUCUACCAACAUAACUACUGCUCCAAAGAGUUGAAGAUCCCGAUCCGUAUCCCAGCCACAAGGUUCACGGACAUGGAAGAGAACACCAAGCCCACCAAGUCAGACCUGGCAGGCGCAGAGAAGGGAACAUGCUGUGCUUGCCAGAAGACGCCUGAGGAGAAAGAGCGGGAGAAGGAUGACCGGGUCUUUUUUAAAAUUUUCGAGAACUUCCUCCACAAUGCCAUCUUUCUGCCAAGACCUCCAGAUCGUCGUCGUAGAGAUGUUUUUGGUGUGGCUAACAACACACUGCUGCAUGAGGGUGUUGGUAGGGGAAACACCACCCUUGGCCCGGGGGAUAACAGUACAGAUGGCAUUCCUCCUAUCAAGGAGUACCCCUUCUCAGAUGAUAAGAGCACAGCAGAAUAUUUAGAGAUCCCCAACCUGCGGCCCUUCACUGUCUACCGCAUUGACAUCCAUGCAUGCAACGAGGAGGUGGGGCGCUGCAGCGCUGGAGCCUUCGUCUUCUCCAGGACCAAACCUGCAGUCAAAGCAGAUGACAUCCCUGGAAAGGUGAUCUCUAAAAUGUGUGAGAAUGUUAAAGGUUGUGUGGUGCUGCACUGGCCAGAACCCGCAAUGCCAAACGGACUCAUCCUGAUGUAUGAGAUCAAGUUCGGUCUGGGGACUGAGCCUGAGAAACACGAGUGUGUGUCGCGGCAGCAGUACCGGGAGCACAGAGGAGCUCGGCUGACCAACCUGGGCUCAGGGAAUUACUCUGCUCGCGUGCGCGCCACUUCGCUAGCAGGGAACGGCUCCUGGACGGAGAGCGUGUCCUUCGACGUGCCUCCGCCCAAACCAGGCGAUGAUGUUACGUUCUACUUGGUCAUCAUAAUUCCCAUCAUUGUGACACUUUUCAUCGCCAGCCUCACCACGAUUCUCUACUUUGUGAACAAAAAGAGGAACAGUGACAGAUUGGGGAAUGGAGUCCUUUAUGCGUCUGUUAACCCCGAGUAUUUCAGUGCUGCUGAGAUGUACGUCCCAGAUGAGUGGGAGGUGGCCAGGGAGAAGAUCACAAUGCACAAGGAGCUAGGCCAGGGCUCCUUCGGCAUGGUGUACGAAGGCAUCGCCAAGGGAGUGGUGAAAGAUGAACCCGAGACACGAGUGGCCAUCAAGACGGUCAAUGAGACGGCCAGCAUGAGGGAGCGCAUUGAGUUCUUGAACGAAGCCUCUGUCAUGAAGGAGUUUAACUGUCACCACGUGGUGCGGCUGCUGGGCGUGGUCUCGCAGGGACAGCCUACCUUGGUGAUUAUGGAGCUGAUGACCCGUGGAGAUCUCAAGAGCUACCUGCGAUCUCUGCGCAAAGAAAACAGCAACAGCCAGGUCCUACCCCCGCUCAAAAAGAUGAUCCAGAUGGCAGGGGAAAUCGCCGACGGCAUGUCGUACCUAAAUGCCAACAAAUUUGUCCACAGAGAUCUGGCUGCCAGGAACUGCAUGGUAGCUGAGGACUUCACUGUGAAGAUUGGAGAUUUUGGCAUGACCAGAGAUAUAUAUGAGACGGAUUACUACCGAAAAGGAGGAAAGGGCCUGCUGCCUGUCCGCUGGAUGUCUCCAGAGUCGCUGAAAGAUGGCGUGUUCACUACAACGUCUGAUGUCUGGUCAUUUGGUGUCGUGCUGUGGGAGAUCGCCACCUUAGCAGAACAGCCUUACCAAGGCAUGUCCAAUGAACAAGUGCUGCGCUUUGUCAUGGAGGGAGGACUCUUGGACAAACCUGACAACUGCCCUGACAUGCUGUUUGAGCUGAUGAGGAUGUGCUGGCAGUAUAAUCCCAAGAUGCGUCCGUCCUUCCUGGAGAUCAUCAGCAGCAUCAAAGAAGAACUGGAUCCUCCCUUCAGGGAAGUGAGCUUCUUCUACAGCGAGGAGAACAAGCCACCGGACACUGAGGAGCUGGACAUGGAGGUAGAAAACAUGGAGAACAUUCCACUGGACCCUGCAUCCGCCAGGCAUCCCUCUGCUACUGCCGCCGCCCCCUCGUCGGGGUGUACAGGAGGCACGCCGCCUCCUUCUACCCAGCAGUUAUCCCCCAUGCAAGGUCCGAGUACUCCGUUACUGGGACUUGUGUCUCCCUCCUCCCCGGGCCCAGUUGCCUCAGCGUCUCCAGGCCAAGCCUUGGACAAGCACUCAGGACAUGUUUCGGCCAACGGGCCUGUGGUGGUACUCCGGCCCAACUUUGACGAGAUACAACCCUAUGCACACAUGAAUGGGGGCAGAAAGAACGAACGGGCGUUACCACUGCCCCAGUCGUCGGCCUGCUGAUAUCAGACCAGCCCCUCCUCCUCCUCUAACACAGGGUAAUACAAACCUUUCCUCCAUCUCUUAAGGAGGGAUGGAUGAGGUAAGAAAUGACUUUCUUCUACUGUGUGCCAGUAGAUUGUCUCUCCACUCCUUAAAGGUCAAACAUAAAUAAAGUCUAAAAACCUACAAACAGUACAGAAACCUGCUAAAGAAUAUGGAGUUUGGUGGCUCAGACUCUGGGGAACUCCUUCGUGUGCUGCCUGUAUUUCAGUUGUUGUUACAUAAGUCCUUGGAGAAGGAAAACAAUACAGGCACGCAUCUUGACUUAGAUCUAGACAUGAACUUAAAGAAAAAACUUUUUUUUAGCAUAUCUGCCAGCAAAUCCAACAGAAGAGCACUUUUUUCCUGAUGAUUUCAGAGAGGAUGUUGUGGAUAUUGGAGUGUGUAUUCAUACAAAACACAUGAUCCUCUCUGUAUGGCAUAGCCCCAUUUCUAAAUGACUUUCCAUCAAAAUGACUUUGUUUGCAUGAGCAGACCCACUCAUGUCAUGUGAGGAUUCCUCAAUUAGAAUGUUUGGACUAAGAUCAUUGUUUCAUUUCCCUGUUGAUAUUUCUGUGAUCCCGUCAGCAGCGGGUCAAAAUGGAAGAGGAGGGCCUAUUGUGUAUCUGCCAAACUAUUGCCAAAUCAAGCUUUUUCUUCAGUUUCAUAUAGGUCUCCCUUCUUGUUUAAGGCUGUGAUUCAGAGUUAAGAUAAGUCUGUCUAGGGAACAAUACCAACAUUGUUUGGUGGUUUUGGUUCAGACGUCAUGCUUAUCUUUAGUACUUUAGUGUGUGUGUGUGUGUGUGUGUGUUUUUAUCACAGGACAGAAUACAGUGUUACUGUUGAGACUAGCUGCAUUCACACCUGCAGGAAAAAGUUUUCAGAGUCUGCAUUGGGGCUUUAAUCAAAUUUAAAGUUAAUGUUUUUCAUAUCAAUUGACAUAAUAGCGGUAAUAAUUAAUUUUAAGAUGAUUAUCAAACCCAAACAAAGACUUUAUCAAAAUAACUUUGAAAUGUCAUAUUUUCAUUAAGUUGAAUCAUAAUCUGCAACUAAUUUGGUAGUCGAUUAAAGUAAUAAAAAAAAAAAAAAAAAAGAAGCCCAAAUUGAAUUGGUUCUCCAGUUCCUAACCUCCGUGUGAGGAUUUGCUGCUUGUUGUCUUAAGUGAUAGUAAACUGGAUAUGUUUGGGGUUUGUUUUACAAGCAAUUGGCAGAUUAAUUGAAAAUGAAAAUAAUCAUUCAUUGCAGCCCUAUCUUUUCAUAUAAUCACAUUUGAAAAGCCAGCAUGCUGUUUGCCUUACCAAAAAGUUCCAUUUCAAGUCCAUUCUAACUAAAUAGACUAAUGAAAACGUUCCCUUUCAUCACUUGUACAUCUGGGGAAAGUACACACUGAGUCAGCCAACUCUGAAUCACAGCCUUUCUUUGUUUAAAUAAAGAAACAAAAUCAUAAGUCUCACACAGCAAAUAACUGAACUUCACAAUCUAGGGAUACGACUCUGCCUCCCCUUUCAUAAAUCCAAAUAAAGUGUGCAUUUCAUGUGGGAGGUGAAAAUCGUUCUCUCUGAUACUGCUGUUCAAAUUAAAUGGCACCAAAUAAACCACAACAAACAGACAGAGUGUAAGACCUGAGACAGAAAACGAGAAGGCGUUGGAUGGGAUUUUAGUAGCCUAGAGACAACUUUUAAAUCACAGCAGGUCUCUUUUAAAAUAGUCAUUAGUUUCUCUACAUUUCAAACACAUAUAAAGUUCUUACAGUUGUAUUUCAGACUGCAGGAUCGAUUUUAUACACAUCAUUGGUUUUGUCACUUUUGUAAACCUUUUUACGGUUCAAAAUGUUUGCCUCUAUGUCUGUACAGAACAAAGCUGCUAUUUUAUUCUUUUUCUCUUUUGGAUGUAUGUAUGUAUGUGUAUAUAUAUAUACAUAUAUAUAUACACGUGUAUAUAUAUGUAUAUAUACAUAUAUAUAUAUAUACACGUGUAUAUAUAUGUAUAUAUACAUAUAUAUAUAUACACAUAUAUAUAUAUAUAAGAAUUCUUCAGGUUUGAUAUUUUAUGGUCUCCACUACAGUCCAUUUCUUAUAUCUUCAAACUCUGCUUAAAAAAAAAAAAUAAAAAUAAAAAAGAUAAGAUGAUUUAGAUAUGAAAACAUUUUUUUUCUGUUACCCCAAAAGGAUUUCUGUAACACUAUAUUUUGUUCAUUGCCUUUUAUUUUUUAUGAAAUCUUUCCUCCUGUAUUUGUUUCGUGGAUGUCUAUAAUAUUAUUAUUAUUAUUAUUAAUAUUAUUUGGAAUGGACACCUUAGCUCGAUGUGUGAGUGUGUACUUUCUGCACCCUUUUUGUACUUGUUGUCUAGCACUGCGCCUAGCAUUGCCCUCUAGGUGCAACUCAAUCUCAGGUCAAAGUAAAGGCUUUGCUUUCUCCGCACAUUCUCAUGAUUGUCCUCUACUUGUGUCAGCUUGUACCUCCCCCUUUCCUCCCCCAUCAUGUUUUGUUGAGUCCGGUAGCGCCGUCUCUCCUCCCCACUGGCCCCUCACUGACCUCUACAACAUACUGUACCUGUCUCUCCCCCCCCACCAUCCUUUUGAAGUCUGUGUACGAGAUAUUUAGUUUAUACCAGAUCUGGUAUUUUAACCCAUCCAUUGCUUGCCUCUUCUUGAAUCUAUAGGGCUAAUUGGGUUGUCUUGUAAACCAUUCAAAAUCAGAUUUUUUUUUAUUUCAUCAACACUCACGCACAAUUUAACGCCACUUCUGCUAAUGUUACUUCUUCAAAGUGAGAACAGGUCUGACUGUUUGUCUUCAUAAUCACUGCUUCUGAAAACCAAAUAAAGGAUGGGUUAAAGUCCAGGGAAGGGAACACACUUCAAUGUCAUGAAUGGAAAAAGGUCUUAAAAUGGAGGCUGAAUAGUGAAAGUGUUUGAAGGAUUUCUCCUCAUCUUUUGGAAAUGUUGCCUGGUGAUCCCCCCCCCCCCCCCUCUCUCUCUUUGAAGUUUUUUUUUUUCUUUUUCUGUAGGAGUGUUAUUUAUUUAUUUUUUUAUUUUUCCUUUUGUGACAUCAGUUUAAAUCACUGUAUACAUGCCCCAUGAUUCAGUAUAAAGUUGGAUUUUUUUUUCUAUGUAUUUUCUUUGGUGUCAUGACUGGGGGGACUUUGUUUUCUUUCCUUCAAGUAUAUAUCUACCUCACUCUUUUGAAAUAUAUGUAUGCGUAUGGAAAACAAGUACAUCUUACUCUCUCAUCAGUUUGUAUAGAAACCUCAUCUGGAUAAAACCCACAGGGAUCUAGGUAAACCUCACAAAGGAGAUGGAAUAUCUGUGUUGUAAGUACAGCCCAAUGACUGAUAGAAAAGUAAGUUUAUACCUCUGAUAAUACAAAGGAGAGGACUUCAGGACAGUGUGCUUUUGUUCUCUGCAGAAUCGGUUUAAAUUGUUGUCAGGUAUUCAGUUGAGAAAAUAUUAGAUAAUUAUGUCAACCUACACUUCAAUUUGACUGGAUACAGUGUAGCGAGACUUAGAACAGGUGCAGUAGAAGUCUAAGGUCAAGACCAGAGACCGGGGCUCAACAUCAACAUCAGAUAUCCCAUCUCCACUGACUCCCAACAUAUUGUCACAACCUUAAAUCCUCAAAAGACUAAACCUUAAUUUUCUCAUCUAAAAUGCAUUUAUAUAGACGUCUGAACAGUUAUCCUGGGGAAUAUUUAAAAAGGGAAAAAAAAAAAAUGUUUUAUUGACCUCCAAGAAAAAUUGCAUUUGCUGUUUACCUGUAGCCUGUAAUGCUGCAAUGUUACAGCACAACCCAAAAAUCCAGAUGCCAUUCACAAUCAUUUGUCAGUCAAUGUUGGCUUUGUUUUUUUUACCCCGUAAACUGAGUGUUUACGUGAACGCCAUCACUUCCUCUGUCCAAGUCUACCUGCUGAUUGCCAUGACGUUCUAGCCCUAGUGAUAGCUAAUUUUCAACUUUCUCUGUCUUUUCGAUCAUUUGGAAGUAAACUCAAUACGACUUUUUCUGGCCUAUUUGUACUGCUACAUACACUAAUGCUGCUGGUUAAAACUGUCACCUCAGUGGAUCUUCUCAGAAAAACUUCCGUUCUUCUACUCACAGCGGCUACUUGGAGAGUGCUGUCUCAGUGCAAGGGCGUCUGAGCUGGAUGCGUACAACUAUUUGAAAAUUCAUGUUGAAAUUAAUACCCAAAAGCAAUAAAACAUAAAUGGGAUUAUGAAUAAGCCACUGGGUAACUUCUAAUGUGAAAUCUGGGUGCUCAAUUUUCAUCUAAGCAUUUUCUCUGUGCAGAAUAUAAGAGAAUCAAAGAGUGAACGAUUGUUUUUGGUUGAAAAACAAGCAAGACUUGCUGCUGAAUGUCACAUCGGUUCAGAAAUCACCACUGACAAGCAAACAGCUUGUGUAGUUACUUUACAUAUCUGCAUUUAUGUUUUUUUUCUGUUUCAAUGCAUGUAAUAAUAAGAUACAAACUUUUCAGUUUUGGGAGUAGACAUUACAUUGACCUGUUGUGAGGUGAAUUACUAGUUACCAUUAGAUCACAAACCUGUCACAACUACAGCAUUUAAAUAAACACGUGGACAUGUAUAGGACAGGGAUAUUGCGUAGAUUACGGGUAGUCAUGGUAAAGAGUAAACAACAUGAUUAGAAAAGAUCAUAGGCCUACGUUUACAGCUUCACACUAGUUGCUUUUUUGCAUAACCAGAUUUCAGCGUAAACAUACAGUAACUAACUAAAAAAAAAAAACAUUCAACUUAGUCAUCUUUAUCAUUUUCUUUCUUCUGAAUGUUCUUCAUGCAAACCUCAGGUUUAUGGAGGAUGCGUCAGUGCAUUCAAACUGCAAUAAUAAGUUUGAGGUUUAUCAUUAUCAUGCCUCUGUUUUUAUGAUUUGCAUUCCUAUAUCUUCUGAGGGGGCCUUGGUUUACUGCUGUUGUUUUAUAAGAAUACUUUCACAAAAUCUCUGUUCAUUACCUGAUUGGUGGAAAGAAAUAAUCAAAAACCUUCACUAGAUUGUUUUGUUUUUUCAAGCUCUGUAUCUGAGGCCUCAAAGUUUUUUCACACCUAUAACUGAGAUGGUGUAUUUUUGACAUGCCAUCUCCAAAUGUGUAUCUGAAUAUUUCUUGUAUUUUCUUUUUUUUCCCCUGAAAUUUUGAAUAAUAAAUGAAUGAGAACUUCUA